Drosophila kikkawai is the source of this 691-nucleotide messenger RNA. RefSeq lists its product as uncharacterized. The record is from RefSeq and is a predicted model, not a curated record. Lineage: Eukaryota; Metazoa; Arthropoda; Insecta; Diptera; Drosophilidae.
UUGGAUGCCGGUACUGUCAUCUCAACUGCGCGGCCAUUGCUUAAAUAAAAGUUCACGUUACUUGAAUUUUGCUUUUUUUUUGUUUCACGUUUUGUUUUUUUUCUAAGAAUUUGUUAAAACAUGUCUUUUGAGCUGUUUAAUAAUGUUAUGCUCGCGCUUCGUGCUUUAGUUACCCAUGUGCCAUCCUCCAUUAUUAAUGUGCUUAGGAAAUAUAAGAAGACACAGGGAUUUCUGCUGCCCCAUCGCCGGCUGGGCUUUGCAACUCCAGAGGAGUUUAUCCGUGCCACCGGUGAGUAUAACAUGUCCAAGCGCGGCAAUGAGGUUUUCAUUAGCGCAAAAUUCGACGAAGAUGCCACCAAGCAAACCAGAGAGAAACGGAUCCGUGAGCUCAUGCUACGUCAGUCUCUGAUCAAAUUUGCUAAUCGCGGAACUGGACGCCGUCGUGGAUAAACGGCGGCUAUGAGAGAUACACUAUCCUGAAGCUCCACACUCAAAAGGGGAAUUCCCUCCCUGAGCUUUGGGAUUCACUGAGAUGCCACAAGAAAAAGACUUGAAGAAACCUGAUGCCUUUGUACAAAAUCCUCUCAAGUACACUUAACCAAAGAGGCCACCUAAGUGAUUAUUAAUUAAAAAAAAAAAGCACUGAAACGUUGAUAUAAUCAAGCGGGAGAUUAAAUAAGUAAAAUAUGUA